CACAUAAGGAAUAAUAAAACACUGGUAAAGCGUAAUGGGAAAACCCUGGAAAUUUCCCUGGGCAGUCUCUUCUUCUGUCCCAUACACAGUGCAGAUAUAUACAUACAGUAGAUUCUGCACAGCACAUUUCUGUGCUUCUAGCCAAAUGGAUUGCCUACUAGCAAAGAAGAUUUUCAUUCUUGUGGCUGCUGUUUUUUUGUUGUGCUUAUUAGGAAAUGCACAAGUAUUUGACUGCUGCUACUCAUACCGCAAAACGCCUGUAUCUGUGAAAGCCAUUAAGAGUUAUACCACCCAGAGGAGCAAUGAGGUGUGCCCCAUCGAUGCCAUCAUUUUCAGGACAAAGAAAGGCAAAGUGUUCUGUGCUGACUCCACUGAUGGAUGGGUCAAGAGAGCUAUAAGAAUUCUUGGGGAAAAGGCCUAACAUCGGAAGAUGAAGAAUUAUGUUAGAAGCUGACAAGUGCAUAACAUGAUUGGACGAAUAAUAAUGUAUAGAGAAGUGCUUUACCCAUAGGCAUUACAUUACCAUUUUCUUUCAUUCUGAUUAAUCAGAGCAAUGGGAAACCCUUUGCUUUGAGUUAUAUUACAGAGCCUUCCCCAUACACGUUUUAUUGUUUCCCUCUCCCUUCCCUGUGACCCCACAUUUCCUUAUAUAUCAAGUAAUAAAAAAAAGUUUGUUCCAGCAGCAGAGAAGUAUUAUGCCUUGUACACACGAUCGGAAUUUCUGAUG
Messenger RNA from Rana temporaria (common frog), 727 nucleotides. Its product is annotated as C-C motif chemokine 20-like. Gene Ontology annotation, cellular component: extracellular region. Bases 35 to 421 code for a protein of 128 amino acids. Gene Ontology annotation, molecular function: chemokine activity; CCR chemokine receptor binding. NCBI's taxonomy places the organism in Eukaryota, Metazoa, Chordata, Amphibia, Anura, Ranidae. The transcript has 4 exons. Gene Ontology annotation, biological process: lymphocyte chemotaxis; cellular response to tumor necrosis factor; cellular response to interleukin-1. The record is from RefSeq and is a predicted model, not a curated record.